AGAUAUUCAAGUUGUGUCUCUUUAACAUGAAACAAAUCUCUUGUCUGCUUUCUGCUUUAGGAGGCCACUGGCAAUUGGCAGUUGAUUCCGAUUAGGUUCAGCCCCCUGUACUGUGGGCCUGUUGUGAUCAGGAACAAUGCCGGUCCGGUGGUUAAAGCUUGGAGAACUUUCCAGUUCAUCAGCCCCAUCAUCACCUACAUGCGUGGGGGAUCCCAGCAGGUGGUGGUGAGGAUGCACCACGUGAGUAGGGUGAGAGGCCUGGAGACUCAACUGGUGUGGGCCAUCUCCAAGGAGACAGCCAGGCUUAGUCCAGAGGGCAUCCCCUACUGUGCCACCAAAGUGCAGUCCAUCACUUGGAUCCAGCGUGUGGCUGGCAGGGUGACCCACUAUGCGUCUCACCUCCGCCACGAGACGUCUGUGGACGUGACGCUUGGCUGCUACCAGCAGACUGAUGUCUCAGUGGUGUACGCCACUCUCCACAUGGGGCUGGACGGGCUUCUCUCCUCUUCAGCGUGGUCGGAGGCUGCCUCCUUCUCUACUCCCACCACUCAGCAGUUCACUGACCCAGAGCCUGAGGGCCACAACUGCUAUGAGGGCUGGGAGGAGGACCUGCUGCCUGAGGAGAGGGAGGUUCCUCUGCUAAACCUCUACCUUACCAUCAAGAGAGUGGAGGACAUCGCCCUGAGGCUCGUCUCCUUGCGCCAGGCCUUCACUACCCUGCUUGGUUCCACCCUGAGCAGGAACCAUCUGUUUGUGGCGGGAAAGGUCCUCCUGGGCGGCCUUGUUCAGGCCAACCACAUGGUAACUCACUAACUCAUUCUCUUUCAAGGGAAAGAGAGCGUCCCUGAGGGGAAAU
Oncorhynchus tshawytscha (Chinook salmon) is the source of this 856-nucleotide messenger RNA. RefSeq lists its product as uncharacterized. Lineage: Eukaryota; Metazoa; Chordata; Actinopteri; Salmoniformes; Salmonidae. Bases 199 to 813 code for a protein of 204 amino acids. The record is from RefSeq and is a predicted model, not a curated record. The transcript has 8 exons.